Myiozetetes cayanensis is the source of this 371-nucleotide messenger RNA. It is a transcript of the gene SVBP, whose product is annotated as small vasohibin binding protein. NCBI's taxonomy places the organism in Eukaryota, Metazoa, Chordata, Aves, Passeriformes, Tyrannidae. Gene Ontology annotation, cellular component: apical part of cell. The coding region runs from base 60 to 266 and encodes 68 amino acids. The transcript has 3 exons. Gene Ontology annotation, biological process: protein secretion; negative regulation of protein ubiquitination. The record is from RefSeq and is a predicted model, not a curated record.
AUCGCCGAGCGGCGGGAGGGGCCCCGCCGCCAUCUUGCCCCGGGAGCGGCCCGGCCGCCAUGGAUCCGGGCGCGGGGCCGCGCAAGGAGCGGCCGAAGGCGCGGGAGGCGCCGGCGCGGCUGGAAAAGGCCAAGCAGAGAUCGGCACAGCAAGAGCUCAAACAGCGCCAGAGGGCCGAGAUCUACGCCCUGAACCGCGUGAUGACGGAGCUGGAGCAGCAGCAGUUUGACUCCUUCUGCAAACAGAUGCAGGGAGGGGGGGAGUGACCCCCGGGACCCCCCACGACCCCCUGGGACCCCUGACCCCUUUUGUACCCCUGUAUUUAUUGUCCCAUCUUCGUUUUGUACCAAUAAAAUUCGGCUGUUCCGCCA